This is a messenger RNA of Onthophagus taurus, 1255 nucleotides long. RefSeq names its product serine protease 1-like. Gene Ontology annotation, biological process: proteolysis. Gene Ontology annotation, molecular function: serine-type endopeptidase activity. The record is from RefSeq and is a predicted model, not a curated record. NCBI's taxonomy places the organism in Eukaryota, Metazoa, Arthropoda, Insecta, Coleoptera, Scarabaeidae.
ACAUUUAAAUGAAACAGUCGCAUUAAAAACAUGAACAAAAUAAGGUGUGGAUUCGUUUUGUUUUUACUAUUUACAAAAAAAUUAAGGGGUGAUGAUCAGUGUGGUGUACCAAUUGGAAGUGUAAUCGAUGGAAAAAUAGUGGGAGGAUACGAUUUGGGUUAUUUCAAAUACCCCUGGUUCGUUUCUCUAUUAGAAGACGGUGAACCAAGUUGUGGAGGAACGUUAGUUUCGAAAAAAAUUGUCGUAACCGCAGCUCACUGUUUCGAUUCAUAUUUGCGACCGCAAAGAGAUCGCUCAAUCACAUUGGAGAAAGCCUUCGAGUACAAAUUAGGCGUCUACAAUAACUGUAUGCCACACGAAAAAAGUCAACAAUCGUUUAAAGCGACGAAAGUGUACGUUCACGAAAAGUAUUUCGAAAAAGAUCCGUAUUACGAUAUAGCUGCGGUUAAAUUGAACCGAGAAGCCAGCGAUUUCCAACCGUGUUGUUUACCAUCAAAAGUAAUGAAAGAAAGUCGUCGUCCAAAAGAAGCUUUAGUAACCGGAUUGGGAGAACUAAAAUUUAACAGUAGAGAUACUCCUUGUACAGUUCACGAAGCUCGGGUUUUAAUGUAUCCAGAUAAAACUUGUAGGAGUAUGUUGAAUCAAGCAGAUGGGACUGGGAAGAAACUUAAAGGAGCUUUUUGCGCCGGUUAUCUUUCCGGUGGAAUAGACAGCUGUCGAGGGGAUAGUGGAGGUCCUCUUAUCGCCUUAGGACCAAACAGUCGUUAUUAUCUUAUUGGUAUAACAUCUUUUGGUUUUGAUUGCGCCCAACCAAAAAGGUUAGGAAUUUACACCGAUGUGAGUAAAUAUUUAGGUUGGUUAAGAGCAAUUAUAGAUGAAAGACCUGGACCAUCAACUCCUCGUCCAUCAGGAACAGAUUGGUCAAAAUACCCAGCAACACCAUGGAUUCCCUUACCAAUAACUUUUCCACCAUGGCAAACUUUACCACCGGAUUACGAUAAAGAACCCAUAGAUGAAAAUCCCAAUAAACCAGCAUCAUCAGAACACCACAACAGACCUGUAGUGAUUAUUAUUAACAAGAAGAAAUUAAAUUCAACGAAACACGGACGUCACAAAGAAAUAAAACAUAAAGAUCCUUAAAAUUGUUCAAUUUAAUUUUGGUUUUAUGAUUUUAAUUAUAAAUUUAAUCAAGUGUUAAAUUAACUAUUGUUGAUUAAGUGUGACAAGAUGCAUAAAAAGUUUUAAUUGUAACAAA